CUCUCUUUCUCUCUUUCUCUCUUUCUCUCUUUCUCUCCUCGUAAACCUUUUCCCAUCUCUUUCGAGUCCUAACCAUGUCAGACAACAUUCUCGUUACCGACCAAGAUCUUCCGAAAGAUAUCGUCGAAGAGAUGGAGGUUGACGACAACGACGCUGACGCUAAGGAGACUGGGGAAGAGACAACUAACGACGACAGCAACGAACUAGAGUUCCGCACGCCGGAGUCGGAGAAGAACAAGAUUCCAGUGAUCGAGAACUGCCCUCCGCCGCCGGAGAAACCGAGGAAGACGAGGUUUGGUAGGGCUGAUUCGCCGGAGCCGGAGCCGGAGAUGGAGACGGUGAUGGAGAUGUUUGAUUCAUGCACGACGGAGGAUUCCGAGAUGGAUGGACCAGAUGGUAGGUUUUCGUUGAAGAAGAGACUCUUUGUUGAUACCCCACCAGUCAACGAUAAGAAAGAGUAGGAAGUUGAUUUUACGUGUUUGUCCCUGUAAACAGGGAUAACUUGUAAUAGGAGGAGGGGUAGAUCAGGCUAGGUGGGUUGUGGGGCCAUGUGUGUACCAUGUGUGAACAUGUCUAGGGAGGAAUUGAAGAAAUUUACAAACAAAAAUUGGGU
Molecule: messenger RNA, 613 nt
Organism: Ipomoea nil (Japanese morning glory)
Lineage: Eukaryota; Viridiplantae; Streptophyta; Magnoliopsida; Solanales; Convolvulaceae
Exons: 1
Coding region: 75-461 (128 amino acids)
Source: RefSeq, a predicted model, not a curated record